AUGCCCAUGGCCGAUGGCGAGCGCGGGGAGCAGCGGCCAACGGCGACCAAAGGCGGGCUCGGCCAGGAACGGCGGGCCCAUGCGCUGUCAGGGAGAGCUGCAGGCGGGUGCGGCCAGGGGCGCCAGUGUGGGCGGCGCGGGGCGUGCGCUGGCGGCUGCUGCAGCAGGAGGCAGCAGCACAGGGCGCCGGCGAGGGCGAGCAGCGCGCGGGCUGGGCGUCGCGUGGGCGCGGUGCGACGUGGCCAGGGGCGCGGUGAGCACGAGCUCACAGAGAGCUCCGGCGCGGCGGAGGCGCGCGGCAACGCUCUGGUGGAUACGGACAUCAGCGUCGCCGUCCCGCAGGGCACCUACGCGCGCAUAGCGCCACGGUCGAGGCUGGCGUGGAAGUACUCUAUCGACGUGGGCGCGGGCGUGGUGGACGCCGACUACCGGGGCACCGUCGGCGUCAUCCUCUUCAACCACUCCGGCGUCGACUUCGCCGUGAAGCCCAGGGACUGCGUGGCGCAGCUGGUCGUCGAUAGAAUCGCCACGCCCGGCGUGGCCGAGGUGAACGACCUUGAUGCCACCUUGAGGGGCGAGGGCGACUUCGUAUCCACCGGCGUUUGAUGGCUAGCCUCGAUGGAAGGCAGGUGUAUCUAGUUGCUGAUGGUUAUGGUGAAAGAGCUGCUGGCUGGAGACAACCUGCAGCUAUGUGUUCCAAUUGGAAGCACUGUCAUUUCUGAAUUUCUAUG
Molecule: messenger RNA, 731 nt
Organism: Triticum dicoccoides
Lineage: Eukaryota; Viridiplantae; Streptophyta; Magnoliopsida; Poales; Poaceae
Product: deoxyuridine 5'-triphosphate nucleotidohydrolase-like
Exons: 2
Coding region: 1-606 (201 amino acids)
Biological process (GO): dUTP catabolic process; dUMP biosynthetic process
Molecular function (GO): magnesium ion binding; dUTP diphosphatase activity
Source: RefSeq, a predicted model, not a curated record